Messenger RNA from Amphiprion ocellaris (clown anemonefish), 853 nucleotides. It is a transcript of the gene runx2a, whose product is annotated as RUNX family transcription factor 2a. Gene Ontology annotation, biological process: hemopoiesis; neuron differentiation; regulation of cell differentiation. The record is from RefSeq and is a predicted model, not a curated record. The transcript is spliced from 6 exons. The coding region runs from base 1 to 852 and encodes 283 amino acids. Gene Ontology annotation, molecular function: DNA-binding transcription factor activity, RNA polymerase II-specific; RNA polymerase II cis-regulatory region sequence-specific DNA binding; ATP binding. Gene Ontology annotation, cellular component: nucleus. NCBI's taxonomy places the organism in Eukaryota, Metazoa, Chordata, Actinopteri, Pomacentridae.
AUGACUUGUAAUCCGGUGGUUAAAUGUCGAUCGUCGCCCAGCGAGCGUCAGCCAGAUGAUCAGGACGGCAGAUCUCUCCAGCAUCGUAGCACAGCGCCACCUAGAGGUCUGGUACCGACCGACAGCCCCAACUUCCUGUGCAGCAGCCUGCCGCAACACUGGAGGUGUAACAAGACGCUGCCAAGAGCUUUUACUGUGGUUGCCCUGGGCGACGACAUCCCAGAUGGUGUGGUGGUGACAGUGAUGGCCGGUAAUGACGACAACAUCAGCGCCGAGCUACGCAACGCCAUGUCAACCAUGAAGCAAGGAUACGCCCACUUCAAUGACCUGCGCUUCAUCGGUCGCAGUGGUAGAGGUAAGAGUUUCACCUUGUCGAUAAACGUCCUGACCUCACCGCCUCAGAUCGCCACCCUGCACAGAGCCAUAAAGAUCACCGUGGACGGACCACGACUGCCGAGACGACAGAGGCAGAAGGAGGUGAAGUCAGGAGUGUUCAGAUCUUCCAGCAGCAGCUCUUCAUCAGAUUGUAGAUCCUUUUCCUCGCCUCUGUGGACCAAUGAGCCGCCGUUCCUGGGUCAGGUGACCUCUCUGACUCCCAGAAUGCACCACCUGUCCGCCCUCCCCUACUCCUCCCAGGCUCCCCCCUACAGCCCCUACCUGUCCUCCCCUCCUCUUCCUCCUCCCCCGCUGAGCCACAGUGGUCCGUUCCAGCCGGGCAGCUUCUACUACGGACCGAACCAAACGCUCCAAACCGCAGGGGAGGACCGCAGCGUCGUCACGGCGCUGACCAAUUACAUUGAAGGGGCGUGUCUUUCUAUGAGGGGGGAGGAGCCUGUCUGGAGGCCAUAUUGAA